AAUACAUCCUGCUCCAUAUAUGUGUGGGAGUAAAGCUGAUUCGAAAAAUGUCAUUUUGACUCACUUGCAAUUUGAACCAGCACUUCCUUCCCUUUUCCAGUACUGAAACACUUCAAUCAUAUCAACUGCAAACAUGGCCUUCGAGAUCACACCCAUGCGAGACGAUGAAAUCGAUGUCUACAACAAGAUCUGCUGGGACGCUUUCACUUCAGUCCCAGACAGUCUAGCACUACUCCUCUACCCUGGAGGAUACACAGAGGCCGUACAGAAGUAUAUGCGCAACAACACCAUCGACUCCCUCUCCGACAAAUCCACCUCUUACAUCUUCGUCCGCGACAUCAAUACGAAGCAAGUCCUAGCAGUAGCUUGCUGGUCCUUUCAAACCACAGAUCUAACCAUCCAAGAAGUAUUGGACAAGGAAGAAAAGGCAAGGAAGGAACGCGCGGAGCAGGAACCCAUCCCCGGUGUCGAUUCCGCCGUGAUGAACGACUUUCGUGAAACAGCGGCGAGACUGCAGAGGGAGAAUUUGGGUGGCAAGGCACAUGCAUUGUUGAAAGUGCUUGUUACGCAUCCGGAUGCUCAAAGACGGGGCGCCGGUGCUGCUGCGUUGAAAUGGGGGUUGAAGAAGGCGGAUGAGUUGGGUGUACCGGCGUAUCUUGAGGCUUCGCGUGUGGGUAGACCCUUGUAUGCUAAGCAUGGGUUCAAAGAGAUUUGUGAACUGCCGCUCAACGCUCGUAAGCAUGGCUACUCGCGUGAUGGCAUGAAUUGGUGCAUGCUCAGGGACGCGAAGGUGCUUGCUCAAUAAGAGCUUGAUGGCUGAUCGCUCUGGGUGUAAUGUGAAGGAGGACUUGGGACCGCUUGCAGCGUGUGAGACGAUAUGUUGGAUCAUCAUGAUGUCUGCGUAUUGUAAGCCGCUCAGCCGGUCGUGUGCCAGGUAGUAAGGGUCUCAAUGUUUCUUGGCUUUUUCGGAGGCAUGGCCGAUUCCCCGUCUGGUUCUUCCUAUUUUCGAAUACUUCAUUUAGUCUUUGAGAUUCAUUCUUUCCUUCCUCUCCA
Aureobasidium pullulans EXF-150 is the source of this 1053-nucleotide messenger RNA. RefSeq lists its product as uncharacterized. NCBI's taxonomy places the organism in Eukaryota, Fungi, Ascomycota, Dothideomycetes, Dothideales, Saccotheciaceae. Gene Ontology annotation, molecular function: acyltransferase activity, transferring groups other than amino-acyl groups. The record is from RefSeq and is a predicted model, not a curated record. The coding region runs from base 134 to 805 and encodes 223 amino acids. The transcript has 2 exons.